AUGGAAAAAAUAACCUCAUUAAAACAAUAUAGGGAAUCUGUUUUAGGCAAUUUAGAAAAUGAUUUGAAUAUAUCUAAACUAAAUACUGCAAAAGAUAAAAACACUCAGAUUUUAGAAUCAUUUAAAAAGUUACCUUCAGAUCUAAAAAUUAAUUGUUUUAAAAAUAUUUUUAAAAAUAUUUCAAAUUUAUAUAAUUCAAAAAAUAUAAACCCAAUUUAUAAUCAAUACAUUAACAGAAACAAUAAUAUUGAUGAUGAUAAUAAUAAUAAUAAUAAUAAUGUAGACCAUAGCUAUAAUAAUAUUGUUUAUGAAACAUUACCAACUGAAAAUAUAAACAAUAAUAAUGUUCACGAUAAUAAUAAUGCUCACAAUAAUAAUAAUAAUAAUAAUAAUAAUGUUCACAAUAAUAAUAUAAAUAACAAUAAUAGUAGCAAUGAAAAAAAUUUAGAUGAUUUCGACUUUAGUAAUUUUGGCGGGGGUUAUUCGGAUGAUGAUGACGAUAAUGGUAAUAAUGACUUUGACCAACAUUCUGCUAGUGACAGUGAGGUCGAAGAGCUAGAAGUUCAAAUUGAAAAAAGUAAUGAGGAGAAAAUUAUAGUAUCCAACAAAGAUUCAAAAAACAAAAGAAAUAUUGAAGAGAAAGAAAACUCAAAUAAAAAACAAAAAAUAGACAGUAAUACCAUUGAAUCGCCAAAAAAACAAAAAAGAAGGGUAGUGUCCUCUGCUAGAUCCGUUAGACCCUUGACAAGGGUGCCAGAUAAUAACAUUACACCGAUUAAAAAAGAACCAAAAGAAGUUACAGUUUUCAGUAUUGAUGACAGCGACGAAGAAGAAAAAGAAGAAAUGGAAAUAGUAAAACCAAUCAAAAACAUUUCAAAACACAACUCCAAUGUUUUAAAUGAAAACUAUCCAAAAGAAGUUAUUGAUAUUAGUUUAGACUCUGAUGAUGAAGAAUUGGUUAUUAAUAAUGAAAGAAAAGAUAUUACAAAGCCCAAAGAAAUUGAACAAUUAAAUAUUGAUGAAGAGAAAGAAGAAGAAAAAGAUGAAAAAGAAAAUGAAUAUGGAAAUGAAAAUGAAAAUGAAAAUGAAAAUGAAAAUGAAAAUGAAAAUGAAAAUGAAAAUGAAUAUGAAUAUGAAAAUGAAGAAAGCAAUCAAAUAGAAAAGGAAAUCAAAGAUAAGGAGGAAUUUGAAUUUCAAGAAUCUGGAAGCGAGGUUGGUUUAGAUAAAAUGAAUGAUAGCAGUGAUCCGUUAAAUUUAAAAGAACUUUAUGAAAUAAACAAAAGGUCCGAAAUUUCGUCACCAAUUCUAUCCUCAAGCCAAGAUGAGGAGCUCCCACAAAUCGAAGAAUAUUGCUCAUCCCCAAUCAAAACUCAAUAUCAAAAAGAUAAGACAGUUAAUAGCGAAUUGUUUUUUAUGUUUGAUGAACAAAAUAAUAACCAUAAUAUAGAAGAAACCUCAACACUUCAAUUUAAUUUUUUAAAUACCACACCAACAAAAUCAAAAAUAUCUAAAGGUGACGAUAUUGACCAAAAUAAUAACAAUAGUAACGGUAAUAGUAAUAGUAAUAAUAAUAAUAUUAUUAAUAACAAUAAUAAAAAGAAAGUUAGAGUAAUUCCAUCUAAACUUUCAUGGAACUAA
This is a messenger RNA of Dictyostelium purpureum, 1638 nucleotides long. RefSeq lists its product as uncharacterized. The record is from RefSeq and is a predicted model, not a curated record. Lineage: Eukaryota; Evosea; Eumycetozoa; Dictyosteliales; Dictyosteliaceae. The transcript is spliced from 3 exons. Bases 1 to 1638 code for a protein of 545 amino acids.